Messenger RNA from Solanum stenotomum, 346 nucleotides. Its product is annotated as methyl jasmonate esterase 1-like. NCBI's taxonomy places the organism in Eukaryota, Viridiplantae, Streptophyta, Magnoliopsida, Solanales, Solanaceae. The record is from RefSeq and is a predicted model, not a curated record. Gene Ontology annotation, molecular function: methyl salicylate esterase activity; methyl indole-3-acetate esterase activity; methyl jasmonate esterase activity. The coding region runs from base 11 to 346 and encodes 111 amino acids. Gene Ontology annotation, biological process: jasmonic acid metabolic process; salicylic acid metabolic process. The transcript has a single exon.
GAAAGAAGAUAUGGAGAAAAGCAAGUCACAACAUGCAGAUGCUACUAUGUUAGAGCCUAAAGCUAAGAAGCACUUUGUACUUGUUCACGCGGCAUGCCAUGGAGCCUGGUCCUGGUACAAGAUUGUGGCACUGCUGAGAUCUUCAGGGCAUAAUGUCACAGCUCUGGACUUGGCUGCUUCAGGAAUCAACCCGAAACAGACCUUCGAAGUUCCACUUUUUUCUGAUUACUUGAUUCCGCUAAUGGAGUUCAUGGCUUCUCUUCCUGCACAUGAAAAAGUCGUUCUUGUAGUCCAUAGCUACGGUGGACACGCCAUUUCUAAACAUAACAGAUCAUCUCAUUGCUAA